Messenger RNA from Rotaria sp. Silwood2, 1281 nucleotides. NCBI's taxonomy places the organism in Eukaryota, Metazoa, Rotifera, Eurotatoria, Philodinida, Philodinidae. The record is from the annotation of a GenBank genome assembly.
AUGUCGACGACAACAUACAUUACUAAACAACGUACAUUUAUUUUUCCACGAGAUAAUGUUACUUUUCAAACUCUUACAGAUUUGUUCUUCAUUCACAAAAAGUAUCGAUCAUGUCCCAAUCUGGACAUAGUUAUUCGUCAACUUAAUUUCGACUUCUAUCAUGAUCUCCUUCCCAUAAUUGCUCAAUGGGCCUCGGACCAUACCCAAUCGAAUCCAGUUAAACCUCUUCAAGCGAAUAUCACUGCUCGUGUCACUUAUACAUCUGCUCAAGCUCGUUAUCUUCUUGCGAAUGCCUUUUUUCUUAAUACAACCAAAGGAUAUGGAAGUAUCGAUUUGAUUGAUCUAUACCACGUACCAUUUGAUCGAGUGGCUAUCGAACGAAUACGAUGUUUGAUCGAAUAUUUCCGUCUUUCAUCACAACAACAAGAUAAGAAUGAUGAUCGAGAAAUUUCGAUCGAACGAUAUUCGUAUGCAGAAGAAUUACCCGAUUGGAAAAAACAAUUGGAUGCAAUUCAGGAAUCAAAAGUAAGUGUGUUUGCCGAACGAAUGGAAGCAUCUGAAGAAGCACAAGGCUUUGUCGAUUUUGCCAAUAAACAGAUUCACAUUCAUUCGAUCACUUCAUCGGCGACACAAGAAGAAAUUCUAUGUAAAAUACUAUUGUCUGAAAUUCUUCUUUCCUCCAAAAAACGUUUAUUUUCCUUUUUCUUAGUUAGCUGCUGUCCUGAAGCAUUUUUGGCUAUUCUGGUAUGUGACACAUUAAGAUCCGAUGAAGUAGUCAUUCUUCGUGGAUGUAAGCGGUUUUCUGAUUACCGUGGUUAUGGUGAAACAUUUCAAUUUGUCGGUCCCUAUGCAAAUCAAAAUCCAACACACAUUCAAGAUAUUCUUAUUAUGGAUGCUUGUUUGUCAAAUCAUUUUAGCCGGUGUCAUAUCGAUCGUGAUUUAGGUAAAGCAUGGGCUGCCUUUGCCAAGGCAAGGGAUGAGAUAAUUGUCACUGGAAAUUGGGGAUGUGGUGUGUUCGGUGGAGAUCCCAUGUUUAAGUUUCUUCAACAAGUAUGUGCCGCAAGUGUGCUCGUUGACACUGUCAAAAAAUUGGACUAUUCAGCCUAUGGCGAUGAUAGAUUAGUGUCCAAAUUAAAAGACUUAAUGAAACAACUGGAAAAGAAGAAAAAGACAGUAGCAGAUGUCUAUCGAAUGAUGAUCAAAUAUGGUGAAAAUGAGAUUAGGUGCUCUUCGAAACCAAUCUUUAGUUACUAUGUCAAUGAAUGGCUCAAUGAUUCGUGA